This is a messenger RNA of Nasonia vitripennis (jewel wasp), 2826 nucleotides long. RefSeq names its product gustatory receptor 2 (gene Gr2). Lineage: Eukaryota; Metazoa; Arthropoda; Insecta; Hymenoptera; Pteromalidae. Gene Ontology annotation, biological process: sensory perception of chemical stimulus; detection of chemical stimulus involved in sensory perception of taste. The record is from RefSeq and is a predicted model, not a curated record. Bases 427 to 1953 code for a protein of 508 amino acids. Gene Ontology annotation, molecular function: taste receptor activity. Gene Ontology annotation, cellular component: membrane. The transcript has 11 exons.
AAAAAAAUUGAUCUUCUCGUUCAAUCAUCUAUUACAGAAAAAAGUGCGUAGAUGAAACGUAUGUAAAAAUAACAUGAAGAGAGCCUAGGGAGCCAAAAAAGCCAUGAAUAUCCAGGGGGUUCUGUUGCCUUGCAUAAAUAUGCUUCGUAAUAUAAGUAGCAUGAGCGAUGUACGUAAACGAUUGUACGCGGCGCAUGAGUCGAGAGAACUUGGGCGGCUGAUACACGCGAACUCAGUAUCCGCUUUUACGGGCUGGCGACCGGUCGGAUGCGUCCAGUAUCGCUGAAAGUUUGAAAAUUAUAAAUGCGUUAAUCGCUAUGGAUUGCGAUCGGAUUUCGAUUUUGGAUAGGAUUAUAUCGUUUUACUCGCUGUAGAUUAAAAUGGUUGAUUCGAAACUGCACCUCAGCUGGACAUAGUUAAUCUUUCAUGUACGAAUUCGCGGAACCUUAUAGCGAUGCUUACAAGUUGAAAAAUAUAAUUGUUUGUAAUGAGGUGAUGACUGCCGAGGCGAAGCCAAAAGGGCAUCGAAAUGCUUCACCCAGAAGGAUUCACUUCGGCAUCGGUCGCAAGAUGAUGUCGUUUUUUCGGAGUUCGAAGUCUGGCAGAGGCAAGCCCAGAUCACAGCACACUCCGAUUUUCUCCAAGAUUCAUCCUGCCAAACGGCCCGCUUUGCAUAGCCGCAGACAAUCGAGUAACGAAGAUGAACCAGAAUGCUUUCACCGAGCAAUCGGCAACAUACUGUUAAUGUCGCAAUUUUUUGGUAUCCUGCCUAUCAGGUACAUUCGAUCAUCGUCCGUGAGAAACUUUUCUUUUUACAAAUUCGCGCCCCGCGUUAUCUACUCAUAUUUCGUACUUCUGGCAAUAAGCGUCAUGACAUCGAUAUCCUUCUUGCAUCUCUUCAGGACACUCAACGCCAAUAGUUUUCAGACAAAGGGAGGAAUAGCGGAUGCUACGGUGGGAGCAAUGUUUUACGGAAACAGUUUAUUAGGUAACUUGAUGUUUCUGCGACUCUGUCCCAAAUGGAUUUCCAUUCAGCACGAUUGGAGAGCUAUGGAACGACUUAUUGAUAACAACGGGAAAUGGAAGGGGCCGGUAUUGCGCUGGAGGUUCACGCUUAUCAGCUCGACGAUCCUGAGCCUCGCGUUACUGGAACAUAUCCUCAGUAUGGUCAAUAAUACGCCUUCUGAUGUCUGGUUUGGUAAAAAGAAUCUGGAGGACUUUCUCAUUAUCUACACCAACAAGUCUCAUCGCUUCAUUGUAAGAAACGCAGGUGUCGACUACAAUUUCACACUGGGCUUGUUCAUCUUUUUCAUCAGCAAGGUAUCGACGUUCACAUGGAACUUCACGGAUCUGUUCAUCAUGCUAGUUUCGACGGGUUUGGCCGAGAGGUACAAGCGAUUAAACGCGCGUAUCCUCGAAGCCACGCCAGCGCAAUUAUCUGUAACGGACUGGCACGAGCUGCGCGAAUGUUACGCUGUUUUAAGCGCUCUGGUGAAGAAAGUCGACAAUGAGAUUUCCGGAAUCAUACUUUUAUCCUUUACCAACAACAUUUACUUCAUUUGUCUGCAGCUUUUGAACGGACUCUCACCAAGCACGGCGGAACACCCUAUCAUCAACUCCAUUUACUUUUUUGGAUCGUUCAUCUUCCUGAUCGGACGGACUACCGCCGUGACAUUAUUGACUGCUCGUAUCAACGAUCAGUGUAAACUUAUACUACCCAUCCUUUAUAAUUGUCCAUCGGUCAACUACUGCCGUGAGGCCCAACGAUUGCAGCAGCAAAUAGCGACCGACGACGUAGCACUGACUGGCCAUCGAUUUUUCUCCAUAACUCGCAAUUUUAUGCUGGCGGUUGCCGGGGCUAUCGUGACCUACGAGGUCGUCCUGUUGCAGUUCAACAUUGCACUGCAACGAGAUGAAGAACUUAAUAAUAUGGCAGCAGGCUCCAACGGAUAGUAAGAAAAGAGAAAGGAAGGAUAGCUGUAUAACAAGACUCGAAGAGCGUUUAUUACUUCUGUAAAUUUUAUAUAACAAUGCCAUUUACUUUCAUAUACAGAUCGCGUAGAAGUUUUGGAUUUGUUAGGGCAUUGAAAUUAACAAAAAGACUCCAUAGUUUAUUUACACAUGAACUCAUCGUUUUUUACAUGGUUAAUCUAAGAUACUUUGUAUUAUAACACACAGCUGUAUAAUAUAUAUUUGCUUUAUAUUUAUAUAUGUGAAUAUGUAAAAACAUAAAAUAAUUAUUGAAAUAUCGUUAUGGUUUUACACAGUUAAGAUUGUAAUUUUGUAUAAAAAAAGGUACUCUGUAUACUUAAUCCAAUCGAUAAACAAUAUUUUUGAAGUCUACUUCGAAUUCUAAAGAGAUUUCACGCGAAAGUGAUCAGAUAUGUUCUUUUCUAUAAUAAUAAAUUACAAAUCUAUUCUACAAUUAAUUCCCAUCGGAUCGCACGCGAUGCAACGACAUUGUCCGAUGAUUCUCCCUCAAAAAUCCUCGAUUUUGACGUCUGUUAUCUCGAGAGUCUGAAACAAGAAUGUAUUUUUCGCUGCCGAUGCAGUAGGCUACUCUCAUAUAUCUGAAACCUCGUCAUCCAUCAGUGCUUUUGUCAUAUCAAAUUCUUGUAGUAUGAGAUUAUGGGUGCCAGCUUGCACUACUAUUACACUAUUGUAUAACUAAUAUAGUUUCUUUACGCUACUGGAAAUGUCAAAGCGAUGCGAUACUCGUGUGCGAGUCAUUCUCUCAUUUGAAAAGGACUAGAAUGUUACUCAUGUGAAUUAUGAUGUACUAUACGAUACCGAGAGGAAUUCUCGAAUAAAUGCAUUUUCCACAAA